Messenger RNA from Cynoglossus semilaevis (tongue sole), 5447 nucleotides. RefSeq names its product ST3 beta-galactoside alpha-2,3-sialyltransferase 8 (gene st3gal8). Gene Ontology annotation, molecular function: beta-galactoside (CMP) alpha-2,3-sialyltransferase activity. The transcript has 9 exons. Lineage: Eukaryota; Metazoa; Chordata; Actinopteri; Pleuronectiformes; Cynoglossidae. Gene Ontology annotation, biological process: sialylation. The record is from RefSeq and is a predicted model, not a curated record. The coding region runs from base 866 to 1978 and encodes 370 amino acids. Gene Ontology annotation, cellular component: membrane.
UUAACCAAUUUGUUUUACCUUCCUUGUAAGACCUUCUUUUUUCCUUUCUUAUUCUCCAUUUCAGUCCUCCCUCCAUGCCUCCUUACUAAUUUUUUUUCUUGUCUAACUGUCCUCCUUUCUCUAUUCUCCCUAAUUCUUUCUCUGCAUUCGUCUUUUUUCCUCAUUAUCCCAUCUCUCUUCUUUUCUUUCUUAUUUUCUCUUUAGAAAAUGUUCCAAUAGGACAUAGAUUGUGAUUAAAAAAAAAACCCACUUGUUUAAAUAACAAAAUAGAACUAAAUAAAGCAGCUGUUAUUUUGGUGUUUAAAGUGUGAAUACAACGCUGAUGAAGUUUGAUCUGAUAUUAUACCCUGGCUGAUCACUUAAAUAUGAUCAUGAUAUGAAUACUUAAGAAAAUAAUGUUAUAAAGACACAACAGCCGUUUUCAUGAAUGUUAUGGUCAGUUUAUAAAGCCCUCAUUACACCAGUCUUUAACUGUAAUGUUUGUACAGUUAUUUUAUUUACUUUCUCUCAGGAUCAAAUUUUAACAGAUAUUGAUUGUCCUGUGUGGACUUUCAGAUCUGGACUUAAACAAACUGUUUGCCCUGAGCAGGUUUUUUUUGAGUGAGAUCAAGUUGGCAGCGUAAACAGUGGAACUCGGCACAAAGAGGCGAAUGCUAAUUUGGUGAAAAACAGGUCAUGUCUCCACCAGUCACUGUGUAAAAGUCUGAGGCUCCAUGGAGAGAAGGCAGAGUGGAGUGACCGCAGAAGAGUGGAGCACAUCCAGAUGACACAGUCUAGUGAUGCUAACGUAGCAGAAAGAAUGGCCGAGUGACACCUCGACAACACAUCCUUCCUCCCGUCUUCCGCACUCUUCAUCUGUGCAGCCAUGAUGCCGAGGAGGAAGCUGUGCAUCCCUCUGGUGAUUGCUGCCAUUCUCAUCCUCAUGCUUGCAAGUCAGAGCAUCCAGAAGAGGCAUUUCCUGUCUCUGACAUUGUCUCUUCCCAGCAUGCCGAGCAGACAGGAGUCAGGGCUUGAGCAUACAGCACCUCAUGUUGACCUUUCCCCUGACCUCUCCAAGAUUCCCACCCCUGCCAAAGUCUCACAGGCCGACACCAAGAAGAAGCCAAUUGAAAAUGACUCCCAGAAGAGUCCGAGGUCUUGCGGUUGUCCAACCUGUAUCUCAGACCUGACGACAUCAACUUGGUUUAGCCAACGCUAUGACCCAAACCAGCAGCCAGUCCUGCGAGACACCAUCAGUGACUUUGACCCUGAUGCACUCAAAUGGUGGCUGGGUCUGCAGCAUUCCAACAGAGAGUUGACUCUGGAGAAAGUGAUGUCAGACAUGUUCAAGGUCAUCUCUCCACCUUCUGAAGACUUUAAGCCCUUCCUUUCACGAUGCCGCACCUGUGCAGUGGUCGGCAACUCGGGCAACUUGCAAAAGUCUGGAUACGGCAACCUGAUUGACACCCAUAACUUGGUCAUCAGGAUGAACAAGGCAGUGACUCGAGGGUUUGAGCAUGAUGUGGGGAAUCGGACCACGCAUCACUUCCAGUAUCCAGAGAGUGCGUUGGAUGUCGGUCCUGGAGUGAGCCUUGUCCUGCUGCCAUUUAAACUCAGAGAUCUGGAGUGGCUGACGAGUGCACUGUCCACUGGCGAGAUCAAAAUGACCUACAUGAGGGUAAAAGAGAGAGUGGUGGCUGAUCAGGAUAAGGUUUUGGUCAUAAACCCGGUCUUCCUGAAGUAUGUGCAUGAUCGUUGGACAGAGUAUCACGGCCGUUACCCCUCCACAGGAAUGCUGGCAAUCAUCUUCGCCCUACACACCUGUGACCAGGUGUCAGUGUUUGGUUACGGAGCGGACAAGCUGGGGAACUGGCAUCACUACUGGGAAGAGAAUCGUCAUGCUGGAGCUUUCAGGAAAACGGGCGUCCACAACGCUGACUUUGAGACAGAGAUCAUCCAUCAGCUGGCCAGUGAAGGUAAAAUCAGUCUACACCAGUGACAGGAGAGGACCUGCUGACUGACAGUGUGAUGAAGGGCCACCACCUGUCAGUGGAGAGUUGAAAACAAACCUAACUUGAAAUAUAUUUCCCACUGGGGGGUACAACAUUCUGGAAUAAUUAAUGGCAAACCAUAGACUGGAAAGGAACGAAGGUGUUCAGGUGUGCUGGACUGAGACCACUGUAUCUGUGUGGGAUUACCUGUGGACAGAACAUGUAGAGGUAGAAGAAGGCGAUCAGCUGACCAAGUGGACGUCCUGUAAAUCUUUUCAGGAGAUUUUUUGGUCUCAUUUAUUAGAAUCAAGUCCUAAAGAGACAUGAGGUUCAAAAAUGAUGGUUCCAUUUAGAUUAUAAUUUUGGCACAUCAUACUGUAUGUGUAGGCUUCAAAUUCAGUUGGUUUUCCUGCCAGGAGAACAUUGACAUAAUCAAACUUCAAGUUCUAAAAUGAAACCGGGCUCAUGUUGGGCCAAAAAAAGGUUGGACUUCACCCUGGACCACUGACUGGUUCUUCCAGUCCAUCUCAGUGCCAAUACAGAAACAGAAAAGCUACUUACACCUGACUGCAUGUCUUUGGACCUAGUAUGAAAUAGUUAAGAGAACAUGAGAGAACAUGCAAUCUUCACAAAGGAGCUCUCUCUUUGAUGUCAUUUCCACUCAACUUGGGAAAAUAUGACAAUUCUUUUUUUUUUUUUUUUGGGGGGGGGGGGGUAUGUCCACUUUGAGAACAGGUGAACCGUCCUGCCGUCACACAAUGACGUCAAAUCGAUCUUUUGAUUGUUGCUCUGAGUGGGAAACAACCACAGACUUUUAUAUAAAUAUAUGUUUGUAUUAGAUCUGAUAAUUGUUAUACAGGGAUUCCCUCUAGUUUUUUAAUCAAAGCACUUUGUCCUGGAGGAGAAAUGACACCACAAGGCCACGAUGCUCCUCCUCUGUCAAAGCAGCCAUCUCAGCAUCGGUCGUCUUAACCUGGAGGAUCGUGACUGGAAACAGUUACAAUCGUUACGGAUGUUUUCUUUUCUUUUCAUUUUUUUUUCCUAAACGAAAUUUGAGGUUCAUCCUUUAAUUGUUGAUUAUUCAACAGUCGGUUGGUUAUUGGUUGAGUGAGCUGAUUUAGAAACAUUUUUCUUUGCAUUUAAAUAUUUUGAAAGUUAAUCUGUGUUGGAAAUCAAUAGGUAACAGAUUUGGUGCAAAGUGGUGAUGCCAAAAAACUGUGAGUGACAUCUGAACUCUGUGAACUCUGGAUACUUAAAAGUCUGAUGGUUUAGGUUUAAAGCUGCAGUGCGUGACUUUUAAAGAGGGACUAAACCUGUCAGCUCUGAAAGACUGUCUUCAUGUUUCCCAUCUAGCUGUGUUUACGUCCUGACAUUCCCAGGCUGCUCACAGCCGGGGAUUUAUUUAGCUUAGAAUAAAGCAGACGUGGAGGACGACUGGAGGGACAAACAAGUGAAGCAAGAUGGCUGUAAGAAAAACAAAAACAAAGGAAAGCUGGACGAUCAAGGGAUUGUUGUUUGCUUCCAUAGUAAAAACAUAAAAACAUAAUAAUAAUCUCAUCUAAUAUUUAAAAACUAAAACCCACUGCAGCUUUAACAGAAUCACAGCUGAAUGAUGUGACACAGACAUAAGUCGUGAUCAAGUUUGAACUAAAGAUUUAUUGAUGAAAAUAACCAAGAUGAUGUCAUACAAUCAGAAAGAUUUUCACUAAAUGCCACUUGUACAGAGUGCAAUGAUUUAGGUUAAAAAAAAAUCGAGAGUCCGACCAAAAGGCUUGACCAACCAUGUGAAUGAAGGACUGACCAGAGAAGUGAGUCAGCUGACUUCUCUACUGUGAAUGUACGAAAGACACAUCAUCAAUGGUGGAAAUGUGUGUGGCUUUGUUUACACUGUGAAGAGUUUAGGAAGUUUUCACUAUUGAGGUUUUUUUGUGGGUUUGCGUUAUCUUACGAAGUGUGACAUCUGUGCCAUCUGUGGCUGUAAAACCCUGUUGUCAUUAUUGCAUCGAUGUUGUGCUUCCUGUUUAUCAAGGUGUUGGAAAGAGCAGGCAGCAGCCUUUAAAGAAAAAAAGAUAUUAUUUUAAAACUUUCUUUUUUGCUAUCCCAAGUUAUUAUGCAGGUUUCUCCUGACCAAAGUAAAUAUACAAAGUAUUAUUUCCUUUUAAAUCUUUUUUGCACCAGUACGCCUACUGACAGCCAAUAUUUGCGCUCAGGUUCUUUAGCUAAAUGCUAAUUGAAAUGGCCUUAAGUUAUGUUUGUUAGUAUGAAUCAGUAGAGCUGUCUUAACCAUAUCUACAUUCAGGAUUAUCGUAGAACUACAAAUUCAACACUAUUGAAUAUUUAUGUUUCAACUUAAUUUUUAGUUAAGACAUUUUUUUGACCGAGUUGACCUGACACUGACACAAAAUCUAUACCUUGAAUGAAGUCCAGGAAACAAGUCAGAGUUUGAUUUUUUUUUUCUGUGAAAAUAGGUUUUUUUGGAGCAGCAGUUUCCCAAGUACAAUUUAAGUUAUAAUAGCUGCAGUAUUGUUACCCCAUAGCUAAUAGCCAAUAACAACAUUUCAAAACUUAAAAUAUAAUUCAGUCUUAUAUUUUAUUGCUUUUACUUGUCACUUUUAUUGAUGUACUCUUGGUUAUGACAAUUCUUCUAACUUGAUUUGUGUUUAAUUUGUACCUUUUUCUUAAAAUGUUGUCACAUCUCACAUAGGAAGGUUCCACGGUUCUCUGCCAAUGUUUCUUUAAUUUGUUAAUUUUAUAUGGUUCAAGAUGUCUGAACUUGUCAGUCUUGUGUGAUUAAUUCAUUGACCAGUCAGUCACAGUUUAGCCUCAGUUAUUCCUCAUCAUUAAUCCUGACACUGUUAAUUCCAAGUUUGCAGCAGUGGAGUUUUUUUUUUAUGGUGUUUUUAUUGACCACGUUGAAUUCAACGAGCACUUUGUUAGAAGCAGACCGAGGCCUUAUAAAUAAUCCUAAAUGCUGAAUCAUCAUCUGGAGGCUGUUGCUCUGUCGGCUUUGGCUGCAGUUUAGAAAGCAGUGUUUCAAAUUCACUCUUGUUUUCCUGGAGCGAGGCUCACCGUCUCCUCAAACAGACUGCUGACUCACCGCUGGCUGUCCUGGUCAAUUUGAUUUUCACACUUUUUAUUCACCUCUACGGGAGCUCACCGCUGCCCAGCUGUAAAACGGUCUGACUGAGUGGACGAACAGCACCAUGGUGUGAUAUAAACCUUAGCUCGGCCAUUAAAUGACAGAGCAGCAGCUCUCCAGCGUCCAGAGCUGGAUUAAUGUAUGGACGAAACCUUUCUCUGUUUGUGUUUUAAGUGGUCCUAGACAGAUUUAUUUCCUCACGUUCUGUUGUCCAUAGAUAGAACCUUAAAUUCCCACUGUAGCGAUCAAUGGACAGUAUUUAUAUCAGGGACAUAAGAUACCAACGACUCAGCUCUGUUUAAUAUCAGUGUAAUAAACUCUCACUCGGAAUUAUCAAA